Molecule: messenger RNA, 1023 nt
Organism: Tarenaya hassleriana
Lineage: Eukaryota; Viridiplantae; Streptophyta; Magnoliopsida; Brassicales; Cleomaceae
Product: ATP synthase subunit O, mitochondrial-like
Exons: 6
Coding region: 99-830 (243 amino acids)
Biological process (GO): proton motive force-driven mitochondrial ATP synthesis
Cellular component (GO): membrane
Molecular function (GO): proton-transporting ATP synthase activity, rotational mechanism
Source: RefSeq, a predicted model, not a curated record
CGACUGCUGUUCGUCGUUGGGGCAAAGCAUAGUCCUCGAAAGUUUACCACUCCGAUUUCUAGGGUUUUCAUUUUCUCUGUAUCCGAAGAAAAAUUGCGAUGGCUGGUCGUUUCAGAUCGACGUUCUCUCUCUUCAACAGGAUCUCGAGAUCGGACACUCUAUCCUCCGUUGGAUACUUUCGCCGCGCAUCGCCGCUUAUCCCUCAGUUGACCAGUGGUUUCGCCUCUGCUUCGGGUCAAAAGGGCGGUGAUGUUAAGGUGCCCCUGGUUUUGACCGGUGAAUCAGGGAAAUAUGCUACAAGCUUAUACCUUGCAGCUGUGAAAACCAAUGUCUUGGACAAGGUUGAGUCAGAGCUUCGUGCAGUUGUUGCGGCAACAAAGUCUAGCCCAACCUUUGGACAGUUUACAAAGGAUCUCUCGGUUCCUAGGGAUACCCGUGUUAAGGCUAUUUUCGACAUUUGCGAGCAAGCUAAAUUUACUGAGAUCACGAGGAACUUCCUUGCUAUCUUGGCUGAGUCUGGGCGGCUGAAGAACAUUCAGAGCAUCUUGGGAAGAUUUUUUGAGCUCACCGAGGCACACAGAGGAGAUGUCAACGUUUUGGUCACCACAGUUAUGGCUCUUCCCCCCGCGGAGGAGAAGGAACUGAAAGAGACACUCCAAGAUGUAAUUGGACAAGGGAAGAAGGUUACAAUCAAGCAGAAGAUUGAUCCCAGUAUUUACGGUGGGCUCAUCGUGGAGUUUAACCAGAAGGUGCUCGAUAUGUCCAUUAAGACGAGAGCAAUGCAGAUGGAGAGGCUCCUCCGUGAACCAAUUGACUUCAGCAACCUCUGAUCACCCUGCAUCGGACCUUUCUUUUUUCAGGUUUUUACCCCUUGUUCCUAAAUGAAAAUUUCCGGGGAGCGAUAAAAAUGUCCUCAUCUGUGCCAUUAUUUUGUUCACUUUCUGUUUGUGCUAUGCAUUGUUGCUGGGCAUCACGAAUCAAUUAACGAAUAAAUGCCCCUCUCCUUUCGGAUUUCUUUCGUGA